Vanderwaltozyma polyspora DSM 70294 is the source of this 3075-nucleotide messenger RNA. RefSeq names its product ribosome biogenesis protein URB2 (gene URB2). The annotation marks the transcript as partial. Gene Ontology annotation, cellular component: nucleolus. The transcript has a single exon. The record is from RefSeq and is a predicted model, not a curated record. Gene Ontology annotation, biological process: ribosome biogenesis. NCBI's taxonomy places the organism in Eukaryota, Fungi, Ascomycota, Saccharomycetes, Saccharomycetales, Saccharomycetaceae.
UCAAUUGAUAAUGGAUUCCAGAUCUUUGGUGAGACAUUAAAUUUAAUCGGUAAGAUACCGUUAGAACAAAAACUAGAUCCUUCUUGUAGAGAAGAAUUGGUUUCUGAAAUCAUUAAAUUGACAGAUUUAGAUAAUAUACCUGAAAUAACUAAUAAAGUUUCAAAAAGUUAUUCAGAAAAUUUACUGUUAGCAUCAUUGAAAUUCAUUAAUGAAUUUAACUCAAAUAUCGAAGAUUGGGGUAUAAAUAAAUUGAAUUCAUUCAUGGGGAUAUUUUUAUUUGAUCAAUAUGUUGACUCAAUUAAACAUUUAGCAACAUUUGUUGAGAAAGAAAAAAAUAAUUUAAAUGAAGAGAUUAUAAUAAUUCUAUUUGAAAAUUGUAUCACUUAUUUAUCAAAAAUGAAUUUCAAACAAUUAGAAACUGUAUUUGAAACUUUGACAGCUGUAACACCAAAUGUAUCAUCUGAACUUUUAUACAAACUUUCUUUAUCAAAAAAAUCACUAUCACAGCAGUUUUUGGAAACUUUAUUAACAAAAGGCUUAACAAAUGCAAAAGAUUCAAAUAUUUAUGAUAAGGAAUUUUGGUCCCUAAUCACACAUAUAUUAGAAUUGGAUAUUGAAGUGGGUAUCAAACAUUGUGAAUUAUUAAUGGAUUUAAUAUUUGACCAACACCAGGGCCAUUAUCAGCAGACUAAUAUAAUUUGGAAAAAAUUAAUUACCUGUUAUAUUAAUGCAAGAGAAUUUACUAAAUUCUUAGAACUAUGGGAAAAUUAUUGUAUCAAGAAUGUCGCAAAGACCAAUUUAUUUUUAAAAGAUGCGCAUAUGGCAGAUUUUAUUUCUAGAAACUUAGUGUCAUUAUCAGUAAGUCAAUGGAUACAAUUAUUGAGUUCAAUGAAAUCCAAAAUUACUGAUAGUGCUGCAUCAGAUUUAGAGAUCUUAGUUCUUGAAGUGAUUCUACAAGGUUUAAAACAAUUAUCCUUUUCAGUCCUACCACAAUUGAAGGAUACAUUGAAUUCAAUUUAUAAUAUUGAAGAUACAAAAUUCUCCAUGUGGAGAUCAAGGUAUUUAUUAAUGGAAGUUUAUGACAAUGUUAUCUCACAAGAACAAUUAGAUAACAUAUCCACUCAAUCAUUUCAAAAAGCAACCAAGAAUGAUGAAGUUUCCAGAGAUUUAUUUUAUUAUUAUUUUAAAUUACGAGAAUAUAAAGAAUUUGAUUUAGAACCUGUCAUCAAACUGUUUAUUUCCUAUAUUGGUGAUAAAGAGCAGGAUAGUAUACGUGGCAGUAUAUUAAAAGACAUAUUUGUUAAUUGGAGCUCCCUGAUAAAUAGCGAAUUUGACAAAGAGUCAUUAAAAACUUUAAUCGAUUAUUUGAUUGAGGAUUCAAACAUAGACAUACUUGAAGUAUUAUUCAACAACGAUGACUUUUUUGAAGAAAGCAAUAUCAUCUUUCAACUUGUUUCAAAACUAUCUGAAAAAUUUGAAAAUGACAUCGCUGUGUUAUACUUAAGUAAUAUUCCAAUUCAAUGUUUUAAUAAGAAUACUAGAAUCGAAUUAAUAAAUAAAAUUAGUUCAAAAACUCACGCUACUUCAAAUGAUAAGAAUAUUAUUCUCCACCUACUUCAAUACCCAACUUUCAAAUCAAGCAUUGAACAUGAUAUAAGUAAGUUGUACAAUUUUUCAUUUGUAAACUCAGAAGAAUAUCCAGUUAAAAAUGAUGUCUUUGAGAAGGUUUGGUCUAAUCACUUAUCACAAAUUAAAGACGAAUCAAGUUCUACCUUCAUUAAGAAUUCCAUAAAUUUCAUUUUGCAAGGUGUUAAUGAGAAUGAUAGAUUUUUUACUAUGACGUUUUUAAUACUAAUAAACUCACCAGAACAAUUGGUGGAUGAGCUGAAAACUGUAUUCUUCAAGAGGGCAGCUCUAAUUAUUUCAGAUACAGCAGAUUUGAAAUUGAAAUCAAGUUUAAUGAGAUAUAUUUAUUCUAUUUUAAAAGUAGGACAUUUUGAAAUCGAAGAAACUGUUUCUAAAUCCUUAUUAAAGAAUAUCCAAUCACUUCAAAAUGCUGAUAUGGAUAAUAUUGACCUACCAUUGCUAUCGAAUUCAUUUCUACUGUAUUGCACUUUAUAUUCUGAUAAAAUUGAAUGGUUAUUUGCACAUUAUCUGGUAAUGAGAUCCUAUGGGAUAGAGUCAGACACAAUAUUACCGGGUGUUAAGUACGUUCUUUUAAAGCGUACUAAAUCCAAAAAUGAUGAAUUCAAUUCAUGCUUUACCAACGUUAUAAGUUCAUUAGCUUCGACCAAAUCUGAAUACACCGAAGGAGUUUUAGAACUAUAUAACACCCUAAUUGCUGCCAUCGAUGUAGGAAAUAGCGAAGCUUCAAUUUUAUUUGCUAAAUCUAUAUCUGUAUUUUUUACACAGAUUGAAGAAUACCUAGAUUUUAGAAAUGUUAUUCUUCAAGUGCUAAAUUCUAUCCAAGAGCUCUUGAUUGCAAAAUCCUGGUUAUUCAGUCAAUACACUAUCGAAUUGUUAUUUCCAAUAUGUAUAAGGCUGAAUCAAGCCUUUACUAAGGUUAAGGCAAAUAACGACGACAUUUACAUUAGCACUAACAAGGUAAUUUCUAAUAUCUUAUUAGUUCAUAGAAUCAAGUUGUCAAACCGUAACCAUUUAUUAAACAACCUUUUCUGCUCUCAGUUGGAAUUUUUAUCAAGAGAUAUAUCCAACGGACUUUCAUUUGAUUCUGCUAAGUCCCUUUCGAGAACUAUCACAAAUUAUUGUGAGCCAUCAAACAUAGUUACUAAAAGCUCGACUAAAAAUUCACUUGGAUCUAAUAUUAGUUUAAUAAAGAAGUCACUAAGAAAAGACAUUCCAAUUUUACUUGUGAAAUUUAUUCAUUUGUCGAUUACAAAGCCAUUUGAAGUUAACAUUAGAAAGGAAUUAAUUUCGUGCAUAUACUCAAUAUUUGAUAUCCUUUCGAGUAAUGAACUGAAUCUCGUAAAUGCAAUUCUGGACAAUUCAGGUAGACAGUACUUCAAAACCCUUUACGCUGAUUAUAAUAAGCUAGGAAAAUGGCGUGAAGACUGA